GCUGUGACAGCGUUGGUGAAGAACUUCCCCAAACCCAUGGUGUCCUCCAUGCAGCAGAUAUUACCCAUCGUAUGGAAUACACUGACAGAAAGUGCAGCUUUUUAUGUGAGAACAGAAGUCAACUACACAGAGGAAGUGGACGAUCCUGUGGACUCAGAUGGCGAGGUUUUGGGUUUCGAGAAUCUGGUGUUCAGCAUCUUUGAGUUUGUCCACACGCUGCUGGAAAACAACAAGUUCAAGAGCACAGUGAAGAAAGCUUUGCCUGAACUCAUCUACUACAUCAUCCUGUACAUGCAGAUCACUGAGGACCAG
Molecule: messenger RNA, 312 nt
Organism: Plectropomus leopardus (leopard coralgrouper)
Lineage: Eukaryota; Metazoa; Chordata; Actinopteri; Perciformes; Serranidae
Source: RefSeq, a predicted model, not a curated record